AUGAGUCUACCAACUCCCACAGCGGAGCCUGGGCCUACGACUCCCUCCAAAAAAUGGCGAGACUGGUUCCGACGGCCUACACCGCGUGAACAGCCUACCGAACGCAUCCCGCUGUCCGACAUCACGUCCUCGUCUCGCUCGCCUGCUCAGGAGGGUCAAGCAGAUACCAAAACAGCAGCGAAAAACUCUCGUCUCAAAUUUGCCACGACCGCCGCCCGCUUGCAUCCGGACGACCUCCCGGACGACUACGAGCCUACGGAAGUCUACCGCGGCUUGGACGAGUACGUCCAUGCACGUCGCGUAGCACGAAGGCGUGCACGGCGCAUGCGCACAAGACAUAGAGACGAUGCAGAGGACUCGGACUCAGAUUCAGGCUCCAGCUCCAGCUCUGCCAGCUCCGACUCCAGCGGCCCCAUUGCGCGCUUGCGUGCCUUCUUUGGGGACAGUUCUGACAGUUCCAGUUCCAGCUCCAGCUCGAGUGAAGACGAGAGUAGUGACAGUGAUGCGUCGACGGAUAAUAUGUCAAUGCAUAGCCGGGCUACCCAGGACGACGGCGUGUCCGUUAACAGCUCUCGUUCUCGUCGUGAUAGCUCCGCGGUCAAUACACCCAGUGCCUCUACGGCCUUUUCGCCUUGGACACCGCGUAUUAGCGCUUUAACAGGUACGCGGAAACGUAAGAAAAAGAAGAAGCAGAAAAAAACCAAAGAAAAGCCACUGCAUAUGGUCAAAGCAAGUCGUAUGGCACGCAGAAACGCUCGGCGUUUGCGCGAGCUGUCUGGUGGUGUGACGGAGUAUACCUUGUUUGCUCCUACAGGCGACAAUGAGCCUAACAAUAUCAAGACCCAGUCGUGGAAAGUUGUCAUGGCUCGUUUGAAUACCUAUUUUGAUUACCACAAGCAACAGGACGGACACGCAGGCGAUCUGGGUCUACCUACAUCAGAUCGUGGCCCCAUCUUGUCAGAAUCGUUGAUAUCGCCCCUCAUGAACGACGAAGCAGACUUGGCAUUGCCCCCCCCUGCUCUGGACCCCAGUCAGCCUGUACAACAAAGCGUUGCCUCCCAGUCUCCGUCUGAAACUUGGGAAAUCGAGGAGGAGCAAAUGACUGGCCGACACAUGUCGGAUAUACCCUUAACGCCUUUCAUUCGCUCGAAUGCCACAGGCCAUCCCCCAUCCUCGUCCAUGCUGUUUGGCGGUCUAGUCUCAUCGCAUUCACCGACCCACCAAGACUCUUCCAUGGACGCACAGACUGCAACGCAUAAACGACUCCCUGUAUCGCCCAUUAUGGAAGAAGCAGAUCAGCUAGACGGGUUCAUGCUGCCAGAAGCAGCUUUGGACGUGGAUGAAAAGCACACACACUCUCCCAAAAAGCCGUCGCCCACCACAGAAGCUAUCAUCAAAUCGUCCCUUCGUUCUGAGCCUUGGUGGCUAGACAUUCGGUGCCCUACCUACAAGGAUAUGCAGCAAUUGAGUCUUCAUUUCCCUUUGCAUCCUCUCACCGUCGAAGAUAUUCUCAAGCAAGAGCAGCGCGAGAAAAUUGAGUCCUUUGAGCGCUUGGGGUAUUAUUUUGUCGUGGUCCGCGCUAUGGACGAAAAUUAUUUUCGUUUCACAAAGGUACAGCCCAAACCGUCCAGCGAGAUGAACACACCGAGUUUUUCUCCUGCUUUGCUUGAAGAACAAAAGAUCCCUGUCAAGAACGAGGAAGCCGUGCACGAAGCACACACGUCUGAGCUUGACGAUGGUCGUAUUCAUAUUGAAAUGGUCAAGUCCGACGAAGCUAAAGAAGGUUUGGAAGGUUUAGGGGCAGGUUCGAUGUCGCUGUACAUUGUGGUCUUUACGCAUGGCGUAUUAACCUUCCAUUUUGAGGACUUGAGUCGGCAUACAGAGCGUGUGCGGCAACGACUGAAUAGCUCAGUUGUGCCAGUGGAGCAUAAUGCAGACUGGAUCGUCCAUGGCCUGUAUGAUUCCAUUGUCGAUGCGUUUACACCCUAUGUCCAAUUUCUUCAAACGGAAGUGGAAUAUGUCGAGUACUUAUCCAAUGAUUUGAGUAUGUCUCCUUUCGCUUCGGAAAAUACGCAAGAUGAGAGAAAGAAGGCGAGGAAGAGAGGAAUACCUACUGUGUUUGCGAAGAAGAGGAAUAAAGACACGAACAACAAUGUCUUUCAAGAAAAUAUUCUACGUAAUUUACCUCAGGUCAAUGCGGAGUACGUCGAGUAUCUAGCGCAACGGGCUAAGAAGAUACGCUCAUAUUCGACGCAUGAUGUAAUGCAGCAAAGUCACUUUAUUCUGCGACUCACGCGUGUCCGCGAAGUGGUUAUGGGGUUGAAUCGUCUUCUUACGCCCAAGCUGGAUGUGGUUCGUGCGGUACGAAAGCGCUUGCUGGAGCAGCAUGGCCUCUUUGGCGAAGACCGAAUAAUUUCCAUGUACUUUGAUGACAUCUUUGAUCACGUAUCCUCUAUGUUGGUGCAACUGCAAGAUCGGGAUAGUGGUCUGAGCAAUACCCAUUCGUCCUUCUUGUAUCGUACGACGCUAAAUGAUCAGCGUUUCCACAUUGUAAUGGGCAAACGCCUCUCCAUUAUGACAUGCGUCCUUGCCAUUGUGUUCCUGAGCCAGUUUACGUGCAGCUUGUUCGGCAUGAAUAUCUACAUCCCGGCUAUGAACCAAGAAAAUGAACUCCGACCUAAUCAGCCUUUGCAUCCUUAUUUCCAUGCCUUUGGCGGAUUGAUUGGCGCUUUGAUCGUAUACCCCUUCUUAGUGUACGCGUUCUACAUCUCUCUUCGAAAGCGUGCCAAAGCUAGAUCUAAGAAGAAACUGGAAAGGUGGUAG
Molecule: messenger RNA, 2823 nt
Organism: Malassezia pachydermatis
Lineage: Eukaryota; Fungi; Basidiomycota; Malasseziomycetes; Malasseziales; Malasseziaceae
Exons: 1
Coding region: 1-2823 (940 amino acids)
Biological process (GO): metal ion transport; transmembrane transport; intracellular magnesium ion homeostasis
Cellular component (GO): plasma membrane
Molecular function (GO): magnesium ion transmembrane transporter activity
Source: RefSeq, a predicted model, not a curated record